AUGAAGGGUAUGCUGUUCCUCAUCUUGGCUCUUUGGAUGGGGUGCUGCUCUGAGGGGGCACUGGCAAACCAGGGGCUGAACCUGACAGAGACCACAGCCCCACAGACCCCACUAGAUUUGCCUACCCUGCAGCUACCACUCAGCCAGUCCCGGUCCUCCAACGGGGCCUUGAACCAGCAGAAGGACUACAGCAGAGGCCAGGGAGGCGGGGGCGGCAGCAGCAGCAGCAGCAGCAGCAGCAGCAGCAGCAAUAGCUGCAGAAGCUCCAAAACCACAGGCCAUGGGCAAAAGGGGCUAGCAAGCAGGCAAGGGCAUGCACCUAGGUUUACAGACCUGCACACCCUGGAGCAGGCCACGCCCUCCUUGCCAGCUUCAUGCCUCUUGGCCCAGGCAACUAUUGCUUGUGGCAAUGUCAAAAUGAAGCAUGUUCCUGCCUUGAGUGACCCUGGCCUGACCACAUUCUACCUGUCAGAGAAUGAAAUUGUCAAGAUCCCAGCUCACACAUUCCUGGGGCUUCCCAACUUGGAGUGGCUGGACCUGAGCAAGAACAGACUGCACACUCGAGGCCUGCACCCCCAUGCCUUCAAGAACCUGAUCCGGCUGAAGCGGCUGAACCUGGAUGGAAACUUGCUGUCUGUAGUGCCCACCUUGCCUGCCUCCCUGCAGGAGCUCAAACUCAAUGACAACCUUUUGCAGAGUCUGCAGCGCAGCAGCUUCCGAGGACUCAGCCAACUGUUGACACUGGAAGUGGAAGGGAACCAUUUGCAUGAUGGGGACAUCUCCUCAUUGGCCUUCCAGCCCCUCCAUAGCCUGCUCUACCUGAGGAUGGACCGGAACAGGCUGAGGACCAUCCCACCUGGCUUACCAGCAUCCCUACAGGAGCUGCACCUGGGUACCAACCUCAUCGAGGAGGUGACUGAGCAUGUGCUGAGUGGCAGCCACAACCUCAGUUCCCUUGUACUCAGCAAUAACCAGCUCCAGGAGGACCGGAUAGCACCCCAUGCUUGGAUUGAUCUCCCGAAGCUGAAGACCCUCGAUCUGUCUCAUAACCUGCUGGUGCAUGUGCCUUCCUUCCUGCCACGAGGCCUAAGACACCUGAUUCUGCAUCACAAUCUCAUUGAACGCAUCCCUGGCUAUGUAUUUGCCCACAUGAAGCCAGGCCUGGAGUUCCUACACCUGUCCCACAACAGGCUGCGCAGUGAUGGUAUCCACAGAGUGUCCUUCUUGGGCUUGCAUGCCUCCCUGGCAGAGCUGCUGCUGGAUCACAACCAGCUGCAGGCCAUUCCACGAGGCCUCCUGGAGCUUAAGGGUCUGCAGGUGCUGCGCCUGAGCAACAAUAAGAUCAGACACGUGCCUCUGAAUUCCAUCUGUGACACACGUGUGACCCAGGACUCCAAACUUAUAGCCACACACCUGGAGAACAACCUCAUUGACCGGCGCCGCAUCCCACCCACUGCCUUCUCCUGUAUCCGAGCCUACCACAGUGUGAUCAUCCAACCCCAGCAGGGAGAAGAGGACUCCUAG
This is a messenger RNA of Dipodomys ordii (Ord's kangaroo rat), 1524 nucleotides long. RefSeq names its product extracellular matrix protein 2-like. Bases 1 to 1524 code for a protein of 507 amino acids. NCBI's taxonomy places the organism in Eukaryota, Metazoa, Chordata, Mammalia, Rodentia, Heteromyidae. The record is from RefSeq and is a predicted model, not a curated record. Gene Ontology annotation, biological process: extracellular matrix organization; positive regulation of cell-substrate adhesion. Gene Ontology annotation, cellular component: extracellular matrix. Gene Ontology annotation, molecular function: collagen V binding; heparin binding; protein binding. The transcript is spliced from 8 exons.